Molecule: messenger RNA, 1535 nt
Organism: Capsaspora owczarzaki ATCC 30864
Lineage: Eukaryota; Filasterea; Ministeriida; Capsasporidae
Exons: 2
Coding region: 63-1535 (490 amino acids)
Biological process (GO): protein processing
Cellular component (GO): peroxisome
Molecular function (GO): serine-type endopeptidase activity
Source: RefSeq, a predicted model, not a curated record
UUAAGUUUGUAGACCGACCACUCUGCGAGACGAGAGCCGUUGCUGACCAUUCAGACAAGACAAUGGAGUUGGCUCAAGCGCACGGAGCGAUCGUGCGACUCGCGGUGACUGCCGAUCCGCGCACGCCGACAUCGACCGUCAUCCCAUUCCACAGCGGGUCUGGCGUGCUGCUGACCGACCCGCGGCGUGGUGGCGAGGCUGUGGUGGCGACGUCUGGCGGGCUGCUCUGGCCGGUCGUAACGAGAUCGAGCCAUCGUCGCACCGCCCGUCCCAAUGCACCGGCCGGCAUCGCAAGAAAUGCACACGAUGACGACGACGGGCUCAAUGACAGCGGUAGUCUGACGGUUCCGCGGUGGGACUGGUCCAACAACUCACCGCCCAACCAGCAGUCUGAGCCGACGGAUGUCGUGCAUCUCGUUCCAGAGCUCGUGAUGGAUGUCAAGCUACAUGACAAGGCUCAAGCACAACUACGCCCAGGCGCCACCGGUGGUGGUGGUGGUGGUGGUGGUAGCCAAGCGACAGUCCCGCCUGUGCAGUGGCUGAGAGCAACGGCCAUCGCAAUUGUCACUUGUGGUCGGGUUUCCUCAGAAACUCAGACAACCGCCUCACGUGCCUCCACGGACGCAGAUAUGGCCGAUGCAGUGGAGGCAUUGGGGCGCAUUUGCCUAGAUUCGGUCGCUGGAUCGCGAUUGCUGCGUUCGUUUGCGCGUCCAAAGACUCCGCUCGUGAAAGGCUCGAGCGGGGCGUCUCAGGCGCUCAGUGCGCAAUCGCAGCAAGACGCCCCAGGAAACACGCACGUUUUGAACCACGAUAGCAACUGCCACGAGCUCCAGCAUUUAGCCAUUUCGAUUUUGUUUGUUCGAGUAGCGCGAGAUCCCAGCAUCGUCGCAACAAGCAUGCAGCAGCAGCAGCCUUCUUUGCUUCCACCACUCAGUCGUUGGGUACGUGAAUCAGCUGCAUAUCGGAAUGCUCCAGGCCGGAAAGGCGAGUCCCUUGUGCUGAUUGGUGCGCCGUACGGAUUCCUCAGUCCUGCGGCAUUUUUCAACAAGCUUGCUCCUUCGGCUACCAUUGGCAUGUUAUCGAACGUGGUCAAGCUGCCAGCCUUUGCUGCCACCACCUCAUCAACGCCGACGGACGAGACAGAGCCUGCUACUCCGUCCAACGUUGUCCCUGCUCUCAUUCAAUCGUCGGCUCCGUUGCAUAAAGGCGGGAGCGGCGGCGCCCUGUUUGAUGGUGUCACUGGCAGAAUGCUUGGACUGGCAGCAAGUCUGGGCAAGCUCGACGACGGGCUAACUCUGCCUCGUAUUAACUUUACGAUUCCGUGCGCGUUGCUUGAGCCCAUAUUUGCCGAGGCUGGCUUGUUCCAUCGAACGUAUGGCGCGAGCAGUUCGUCCAUUCCAAUCACAGAAUGGAUGGCCAUCAACGCUCGGCUCACCGACGCCUAUCCGCGCAAUCCUCUGCUCGAGAAAGUGUGGGCCAUGGCCGAUCAUUCAGCCCCGCUGCCCAAUGAACAGCACCUUCGGAGCCACCUGUAA